Messenger RNA from Helicoverpa armigera (cotton bollworm), 711 nucleotides. RefSeq lists its product as uncharacterized. The record is from RefSeq and is a predicted model, not a curated record. Lineage: Eukaryota; Metazoa; Arthropoda; Insecta; Lepidoptera; Noctuidae. Bases 123 to 506 code for a protein of 127 amino acids. The transcript is spliced from 3 exons. Gene Ontology annotation, biological process: negative regulation of biosynthetic process.
GAUCGAAUCGCGCAAUACAACGCAGUUUAUGUUUGUGUUCAGCCGUAAGUAAUUCAAUAAUUUUGUUACUUUAUUUGAUACUGUAACAAUAUACGAUAUAAGUGAAAUAUUAACCGUUAUCAAUGCCCUACAUUCUGAUUAGAGGUAAUCUAGCGUCAUAUGGACACAAAAACCCUUGGCGUGUUUUGGUAUCCGGCUUAAAAGCUGGAGACAUAGAACAGCUCAAGAGGUUCGCAUGUGGUGGCUACUGCGACGAUUCAACGAUUGUUUAUUUACAACAUCCUUGUGUUAUUCUUAGCGCACUUGAGGUAUUAGGUUACAAGGUUGUGGCAUCUAGCUCUACGGCUGUCAAACAAGACUAUAAUGAGUAUAUGUGGACUAUGAGAAAGGAAUUUUCAGAGCCAGAACCCUCAAUAAUUGUGGAACAAGAUAAUAUAAACAAUUUCAGCAAGGAGGCUAUGCACUUGGGCAACUAUCAACAUCAGACAAAAGACGACGAAGUGUAAGCAGUAUCUUCAAAUUACAAAACAUAUCUUGAUAAGAUUAUUUUGUUUCAUACUAUGGACACAAAGGGUAGUCAGAACCUGUCCCCAUGCAACUUGGCUUCAAUACCAUUGACUGAAGAAGACGGAGUUGUUUAUAUUGCUAUCAAAGGGUCUCUGCAUGCAAAUGAUUGUUCUGUUUUUGGACUAGGAGAAGAAGAGAUAAGAG